This is a messenger RNA of Piliocolobus tephrosceles (Ugandan red Colobus), 1593 nucleotides long. Its product is annotated as translation initiation factor IF-2-like. Lineage: Eukaryota; Metazoa; Chordata; Mammalia; Primates; Cercopithecidae. The record is from RefSeq and is a predicted model, not a curated record. The transcript has 6 exons. The coding region runs from base 1 to 1356 and encodes 451 amino acids.
AUGGCAGGAAGACUCAUUGAGGCGGCUGCUUGCCACCCAGCUUCAAAGGUGCCGCCGAGAGGGCAGAGCUCUGUCCACUCGCUCCCAUAUCGGCUGCGCAUUGGCACCUGCAGGAUCCUUCUGAUCCCUUCUGCAAAGAAGGGAGCUGAUUCCUAUGGGCUGUCUGAAAGGAGCUUUGAGCGGACCUAUAAUUGUAAGCUUUUGAGCCACAUGCCCGCCCCUGGAGGCAGUCCGCGGGACCGCAGGCUGGAGGCGCGCCGGCGUGAUUCCGACCGCGGGAGCCGGGAGGAGGAGCCGGAGGAGGCUGCGGGGGGCUCCGGCCCAGGCGAAGGAAGGGCAAGAGGCAUUUCGGACCGGGGGCGGCGCCGGGAGGCAUCCCCAUCCUCCGGCAGAACAGCUGCGAAUCGCCAAGUUGACCCCUCAUCCCUUCGCCGAGAGGAGAGGGUGUCUCAGGACCCAGGGAUGGGCGGGAAGAAACCAUGGGGAGCCACAAGUCUGCACCCAGGCGGGGAAGAGGCGGGCGGGCGCCGCUCCGCAGGCGCAGGGUGCAGGGCCCGAGGCAGAGGGCAGGGGACUGCGGAUCCGUCCCUGAAGCGGGACGCGAACCGGCAGAGUUGGGAGAAGGUAAACAAGGGCCACGCCCCCUGCCGUCGCCCCGCGGGCGCGCACCCGCCGCUCCGGCAGCCGCCGGUACAUUUCCACUCUCCCAGCGCCUCUCCCCAGCUGGACUCCCGCGCGGCCCCAGAGGUGGAGGCUGCCCCCGACCCCAGUCCUCACCCCUGGCGCCGAGGCUCCGCACCCUCCACACUCACCUGCAAAGGGUGUCCCCCGCCCCUCCAAAAAAAACUGUCUAAUUUGUGCAUAGCCUCCAACCCCAGUAGCCGAGCAUGCUGCCCCCGCGUGCAGCGCCCGCGUGCACCGGGCCCGGAGAGGGGGCGACAGGGCGGAGGCGGUGGCCCCCGGAAGGUGUCUGGGACCGGACCGGCUGCACGUGAGCCCAGCGCGAGGUCAUGUGCACCGGCUCAGCCCGGUUCGGCGCCCGGACGUGCUGCGUAUCAACAAAAUGAAACUCGGGGAGACAGGAGGGCAGAUAGCUCCAGGUUCUCAGAGCCCCCGCCCCGGCCGCUCGACCUCCCCACCGUACCCAUCUCCCGCCGCAGCCCCUACGCCCGACCGGAGCCCGCGGGGCAAGUUGCAGCCCUGACGCACCCCCGCCCGCCCGCGCCCCCUCGCCGGCCCGGGGGCGCUUUGCCGCAGUCAUUAAUAAAGAAGGUCGCCAAGCUCACCCUUCCAAAAGUUGUUGUUGCAUGCGCCCCUCUCAGCCUCCCCGCACUGUACUCUUUAAAACACGACUGACCAACAUGCGCAAUCUCUCUCCCCUGUGCUGUGCAUCCCCCCCCCCUCCGCGCUGGCUUCCUAGAACAGGCAGCCAGCAGGAGAGAGAGGGAGCGAGCGAGCAAGAGAGAGCGAGGGAGCGAAGAGCGCUGGCAGAUCGGUUGCAAAAACACCAAAUAACGUCGUGGAGAUGCGCAGGGCCCAUCCGCCGGGGGCUGGAUCUUACCUUGCUUCGCGGUGCCCCCCUGACUGGCGCUG